Molecule: messenger RNA, 9922 nt
Organism: Papilio polytes (common Mormon)
Lineage: Eukaryota; Metazoa; Arthropoda; Insecta; Lepidoptera; Papilionidae
Gene: Rbcn-3A
Product: dmX-like protein 2
Exons: 58
Coding region: 205-8298 (2697 amino acids)
Biological process (GO): vacuolar acidification
Cellular component (GO): RAVE complex
Molecular function (GO): protein binding
Source: RefSeq, a predicted model, not a curated record
UUGCAGUAAUACGUCAUUCUCUCACGUUCAAUGUGUGGUGUCAUAGUGAAAUAUUCGUGAUAUUAGUUCUUACUGACAAAUCACAAAAGUAUUUUAAAAUGCUGGAAAUUUUCUGUUUUCAUUAUGUAUUUUUUCAUUAAAAAAAUGUUAGUGUUGUGCUGUUCGUUGGAAGAAGUAUAGUAAAGAAACUUAUAAAUCCUCACAAUGAACUGUCACCAAGUAUUAAGUGGUGCCUGUAAUUCAGGAGAUCAAUGUUUUGCUGUUGGUUCAGUGGAAGGAAUACCUUUUACAGCAUAUGCAGCAGGAUGUAACAUAGUAAUACUUGCAUCGAACUUUGAGCGUGUUCAGAUUAUACCUGGUGCCAUACACGGUUACAUCCGCAUUAGUUCCUUAGACUGCAGCACUGAUACAGGGAAAAUUGCCGCUGCAUAUGGGGCUGAGGUGUGCAUAUUUGAACCCACACCACUUAUACAUACAGCAGGAACAACACAUGGGUUGGAGUACAGAUGGGUGCAGACCGGCAAGCUUGUGGCGGAUGGGCCAAUCACCGCGCUGUCCUGGAACCUGGAAGGUACCCGGCUGCUCACCGGCGGAAAGAUCUUGCAGCUGUGGCAUCAGGCAUCCUUGUACCAGGAUGACAGCCAACCAAGUUCCGGUGUCACAUUCCAAAUCGGCGGAGAUAAGGAGGACAAACCCAAACAGCCGGAGGAAGAGGAACCUGGUUGGAUUUGUGUGUGGCAAUGCCACACGGCGACGCCGGCGCACCACCUCGCUUUCUCCCCAGAUGGCGUUCUCUUCGCUACAUCCGGCAUGAACGAUCGGCUUGUUAAAAUUUGGCAUCAAAACAAAGUACUGGUGCAGGCGCACGGCGAACAUUCAGGAACGGAAUUGAAUUACACGUUUAUCUACGUGGCACAUCCACGCGCAGUCACUCAUCUAUCAUGGCGGAAGACAAGCAAAUAUAUGCCCAAAGGCAGCGUGGGCAACGUGCUGGUGACGUCGUGCGUGGACAACAUCUGCCGCGUGUGGGCGGAGACGCUGCUGCCGGAGGACGAGUGGGGCGGCGGCUCCGCGGCCGCGCGCUCGCCGCCGCGCCGCCAGCGCGCCACGCACAGGCACAAGCACCGCUUCAUGCAGCGACUCAAACAUAUGAAAACAUGUUUCCACAUCCGACGCAACGCGCAGUCUUCGAAGCAGCCCGGCGCGCCCAUACCCACGCUGCCCUCCACCUACAGCGCGCACGACUUCCACAACUCCUUCCAGGCCAGCUCCUACACCGGAGGGCUGCACUUCCACUUGGCGGCGUCUAUCAACGCGGAGACGGACAUCCCGCUGGUGCCGUCGCUGGCGGGCGGCGGCCGCUUCAUCCUGCACUGGCUGCACAACAAGGAGAUGCACUUCACCAGCCAGGCGGAGGCCAUACUGCACGACCUCACUAAGAAGGUUUUAGACAAGGAAGAGAACGAGGAAGGUUCCGGUAUGGAUCACAACACACAUCCUGACGGAGAGAAUGAAUCGAGUAGCGGUAACCACAGCCAUCCUAGUCUUUCAAACACGACGUCCAUCAACUCUAUAGCGACGGACGUAACGUGCACGCACUUGCCGGACUCCCUCGACGCAAAGAUAGAGGCGCUGCUGCGGGACUGGCAUCAGAGCCCUGAUCUACUCUUCUCCAUACAUCCGGUCGAUGGCAGCUUUCUUAUAUGUGUCGAAUCCUUAAAUUGUAUACCUGUUUCAGAUCAAAAUCAACCGGAAGCUGUUACGACACCACUGGCCAGUGUACAGGAAGAGAAAGACGAGAAUGAGUGGCCUCAGCCGGAUGAACAGAAAGAACCACAAGAAAAUGGUCAUCGAGAAGAGAAUAACAAUGAUAUGCAGCGCAGAACUAGUGUGGUGGGAGAUGAUCUAGGAGAAAAUCAAGAUGGAGACGUACUAGAGUCUGCUCCAGUCAUAUCUAUGGUUACAAACCACACCAACGGAACUUUGAACCUUUGGCAAUUAACAUUCGAUGAUAAAUCAAAGUUUUCACAGGUGCUAUCAAUAGGCCAUGCUUCAAGAGCGUCCGGUCACAGGUUUAGAGUUAACGAUAUUACUUGCCAUCCAGUAUUACCAUUAUUGUUAACAACCAGUCAUCAUAAUAUAUCCGAUGCGGAGCGUGGUGAUCAGCGCGCGGAGGACGCGGGCGCGGCGGGCGGGCUGUGCUCGGAGCUGAUAAUGUGGCGCGUUGAGUGCGUGGGCCCACUCGCCAACUCGACUUUAGGAAAUUUAUCAAAUUCACCGUCCGCGUGUUUUGUGGCGAGCGAUGGUGAAAGUCUCCGACUCUUCCAGGCUGUCAUCGAUGCGCGAACACUUUUAGCGGAAAUUGCUACUUCGGAGCGACGUCACAAGGACACAUCGCAACAUCACGACACGAUGUCGCUAUCGUCUGUGUCAAGCGCCGGCGAGCCGGAGGAGGGCGGGGUGCCGCUCCACGAGCGCAUCCGCAUCGUGUCGCAGCAGUCGACGGCGCGGCCCGGCGCCGUCAUACAGCUGCACGCCAUCGCGGACGCCGCGCACGACUGGCACAACACGCAGCUGCUGCACGUCUUCCAGGAACAACUCAUCACCGGUGAAAGAACAACAACGGAUACGGACAGCGCGGAUUCCGGUGUGGAGGGCUCUGAUGUGAACACUAUCACUGAAGCUGGUUUCGAAGCUAUCGUGGACCUGCGCAAGGCGGCGGUGUUCAAUGAGCCCUUCUAUAUCGUUGUGUUGGAGCGAACUGAUGGCGGCUCUACUGUACACAUGUGGAGACUUAUGGUGUCGUCCCAAGCAGAUCCAUCAGAUGACAUGACAAACAGUAUGAUGUACGUACCAGACAGUGCGCUGGUGCAGGAGGAGCUGCUGGAGGACACCAUCCCGCUCAGGAACGUCAGCCUGCCGCGCGUCGGCGUCAGCGUCGACACGCAGAUUGAUCUCUCCUAUCUACAUGAUACCUCAUUCAUGCAGAAGAAACAGAGAUUGACGCAGGUUCUUCAAACCCUCUCUUCGGAAGAGAGUAGGAACAACCGUAAUGGAGAAGGUGAUUCGGGUAAAUCAGCGGGACUGUUAGCCGUACCCUCAUUCAGCACGCUGCAGUCACUACGACGGAGUAUCAUGGAGAAUGGAAACACAUGUCCUCUGACACAGAAGCAUCUGGUGCAACUGGACUGGGUGUCGAAGGAAGACGGCUCACAUAUACUGACGGUGGCUGUUGGAUCUAGAGUGUUACUGUUCACGCCUGUCUCCAGCGAUCUAGCUCAAGCUAACCUAAAGGCAAUGAAAGAAUCAAUAAACAACAACCGUCCUAUAUUAAGGAAGGCGUCGUCUCUUGCCGCGCCGCUGUUCGUGGAAGAGAUCAGAUGGAUGCAGCUACGACGUAUCGACCUGAAGACGGCAGACGGGCUGCCCCCCCUGCCCAUGCAGAUCUCGUGGGUGCGGGAUGGGAUACUCGUGGUGGGGAUGGACUCGGAGAUGCAUGUUUACUCGCAGUGGAAGCCUGAGAACCAGCAGUUACCUUCGGGACAGAUACAGGAGAUAGAGGAGGGCGGAGAGUCCCGCGCGCUCCGGGACUCCGACCUGCGCGUGUCCGCACCGCAUCUGCAGCGCGUGUCCUCCAUCAACCUGCAGCUGCUGGAGAGAGACGCCAGGAGACGGAACAAGGCUCAGUCCGAUCAACCACAACCUCUAUUGAACUAUAUGCCUGACUACGGAUUAUUCGAGGCAUCGCAAAUGGCCUGCCCUGUCCUACCGCAGUAUCAUCCCAAACAACUAAUGGAACUACUGAACAGUGGAAAAAUACGAUGGGUGAAGGCAAUACUUGCACAUUUAGUCAGAUGUAUUGGAGGGUCUUACGCUAACCGCAGUUCUCAAGGAGAUGAAGAUAGUCUUUCCAGACAGCGCGGCUGGUCGCGUUCCCGCACGCUGUCCGUGUCCUUCGCCGCCGGCGCAGCCUCGCCGCUAGAUGGCGUCACACAGAUAACGGAAGAUGUACAGUUAGACUACGCGGAACUGACGUCAGUGCCGCCAUUGCCACUUUGGACUUUGCUGGUAGCUGACAAGGAAUCACCUCAUCAUCCGUCCACUAUACAAGAAGCUAAGGAUUAUAAUGAAUUGUUCGAGGGAACGAUGGAAACGGAAGACGAUUUGGAUGCUCUGUUACUGAGCGAGGAAGAUGGAGUGGAUCGCCGUCCUUCGAUGCCCGAAAGGCAACCGCUAUCACAUUUCGGUCCUAGACAAGGUCGUAUCCUAUCACGUCUCCUGACACACACGCACCUGCCGGGGCUGAGCUCGCUGGACCAGAUGCACCUGCUGGCGCUGGCGGACACGGUGUCGACGUGCGACGCGGACUUCGCGGAGCGGUUUGCGGCCAACGCGCGUGUUGAUCUCGCACACAACAACGCACAGGACUUCGUGCCGGAUUCACUCGACGACUGCGGACUUCGGUUCCUACUAGCUAUGAAGCACUACGGGUACUUACUACGCUGCCUACCCCUUGCGCAGCGCGCGUCGUUACAGCGCGACGGCGUCGGCACCUGCAACCUCGUGUGGGCGUACCACUCAGAGACACACGAGCAGCUGCUGUCGUUAGUGCCCGGGUACACUAAGGGACAGCCUAAAUGGUCCACUAUGAGGGAACUUGGCGUGGGAUGGUGGGUGCGAGGUGACUUACUACGUACGUGCGUCGAGAAGUUGGCGCGUGCGUCAUACAUGGCGAAGCAGGAGCCGAUGGACGCCGCACUUUACUACUUAGCUAUGAAGAAACGCAUGCUGCUGUGGGGACUGUUCAGAUCCAAUAGAGACGAUAGGAUGACAGCCUUCUUCGCCAAUGAUUUCACGGAGGACCGUUGGCGUAAGGCGGCGUUAAAGAAUGCGUUCGUAUUACUCGGCAAGCAGAGAUUUGAACACGCUGCCGCUUUCUUCCUGCUAGGAGGUGCUCUCAAGGACGCUUUAGAGGUAUUGAUAACCCGUCUCGGAGAUUUACAAUUGGCUAUGGUUAUCGCCCGCCUGUACGAAUCGGAUAGUACGUUGCCGCCCAGCUUACAAAAAUUACUUAUGGAUGAAGUACUUGGUGGUGAGACAGAAGAUGGUGAGAUAGACUUGGAGCGUGCCCACCCGGAUCCGUUCGUGCGGUCUAUGGCGUUGUGGGAGCUACGUCGGUACGGCGCCGCGCUUGACACGUUGUUGCGUACAGCCGGUCGUUUGCACGCAGCUAACAGCAGCGACGAGCCCGUGCCCAGUGUCUUCAACUUCUAUGUAUAUCUGCGAACGCAUCCAAGACUAAAGAGACAUAAUUUACCCACGCAGGGUGGUACAUUAGCACUACUACAACAAGAAGCGGAGGAGGGCAUAACGCGGCUGGAGCGGCGCCUGUACUUCCAGACUGCGCACGGGCACUUCAAGGCGGGCUGCCCGGCGCUCGCACUCGAAGUGUUGUCCAAGUUGCCCGCCAGAGUGCGCGAUGAGAAGAUAAGACAACCAGUCUCCGCCCCUUCGGUAGAAGAAACAUUCAUACAUACAGGACAAAUUGUGGAUAAUACACCCGCGAAAAAGGAAGAAGAGAAUGUGGAUUGGAGUUCAUCAUCAGUAGACUGGGGAGCUCCGGUUAGUACAGUCAAGAAUGAUGACUUAGUUCUCACUUGGGAUGACGACAACGAAGACAAAGAGUCUGAGGGAUCUGGUGCUUCAACUCCGCCACUAGAAAUGAAAAUAAAUAAACCCGAAGAACCGGUUGAGAAUGGACUGGAUGACCAGAAAGAAGAGGCCCCUCAAGUUGACAUCAUGGCCCAGCAGUUGAAGUUCGUGGCUUGUUUGAAGAUCCUGAUGGAGGAGCUAAGUACACUGGCUACUGGAUUUGAAGUCGAUGGCGGCCACCUGCGCUACCAGCUGUACAUCUGGCUGGAGCGCGAGGUGGAGGCGCUGCGGCGGCUGUGCGGGUACGCGGCGGCGGGCGGCGCGGCCGGCGAGCUGCUGUGCGCGGACGCGGACCCGCCGCCGCUGCCCGACCGCCCCACGCUGCACCAGCUCCUCGCCAGAGAGAAGGCCGACUUCGAGGCCAAGGUGCAGCGCGCAGUGCGGCGCCGCAAGUGGCUCAAAGCGAACGAGACACUGCUGCGUACGCUACUGUCGUACUGCUCGUUACACGGCGCGGGCGGCGGGGGGCUGGCGUCGGUGCGCAUGGAGCUAGUACUGCUGCUGCAGGAGCUAGGCCAGGAUAAGCAGCACCAGCAGCUGCUGUCGCCGCUGCCCUUCCCCACCACGCUGCCGCUGCUGGCCGCCGCCGUUGCAGCCAACAACACAGUGGUCGCGGACCCCGUGCGACAUCUACAGUGCGUGGCGCACGACAUGCUGGGCACGGUGGGCGAGCUGUGCGUGCCGGGCGGCGCGGCCACGCGUCUGCUGCACACGCUGCGCGAGCUGGCCGUCGCGCUCUCCGCCUGCAUCUACCAGAGCCUCUGUGACUCCGACACCUUCAGCCUCAAGCACGCGCACCACCACGACGGAAUGAUUGCAGAAACACCAGGCACCUCCAAUCUCCUGGUGCGGCCGAGACGAUACUCUGUUGAAGAACUGUCCGUCACUACUACACCAAAUAAAUGGCCAGGCGUGUCUGCGCUGCGCGGGCUGGCGCUGCGCGCGGCGGAGGAGGAGGACUCGCCGCGGCUGGCGGUGCUGCUGGCGGAGGCGUUCUGCGCGGUGUACCUGGCGCUGCUGGGCUGGCCGAAGUUAGUGGAGCGUGCGGAGGGCACGUCUGUGUGGUCGUCGCUGCGUGAGAAGCGCGCGCUGCUGCACAUGCGGCUGCUGGGCAUGGGGCCCGCCGCGCCCAAGCACAUACAGGAGGGCCGCCCCACGUACAGGGAGCAGUUCGUGCCACCCCAGUGCAGCAUACUCACCUUCCUAUUGACUAAGCCAACGCAGGAGCAAGAUCCCGAGAACAACGACUACGAUUCAGCAGAGUCGGGCGCUGAGGACGCCGAGGAGAGCGGCAGCGAACCUGAAGAUGAUGACAUCUUCGACACCAACACUAAUAAAAGUGAGAAAAGACACAAGGGCGCGAACAUGGAGCACUCGGAGCCGGACUCGUACUCGUGGUACGUGAUGCGCGUGGCCGUGCUGCGGCUCGCGCAGACCAAGCUGCAGCAGUUCCUGCAGCUGUGCGGCAUCGAGAUGUCAGAGCUGGCAACGACGAGUCCGAUGGUGCACGGCGCGCUGCGGCGCGUGGACCAGUGGCAGCAGCAGCUGACGGAGUCGCUGGAGGCGCGCGCGCCACCCUCCGACUACAUCCCCGGCUGCUUCCCCGACCAGGUCACUGCCGGGCCGCCCAUCAACAAGUACAGAUGUUUGUUGGAGAAACACAACACUCCGUUUAACUCCGCGUUAUACAGCGCAGCGCCUGCGAGACGUCUUUGGAGUUAUUUAGUGCGACAGGAACAAGUCCAGGACGUGUUCAUCCGCGCGGUGUUCUCGCGUCGUCGUGCGCAGUCUGUGAGUUCGCCGCUGAACCCCAACGCGCCGCAGAUGCCAGUCGGCAUGGCCAGCCAGACCGGCCGCGGCGCCAGCGUCGUGCUGAAACAUAAGAUCGACAAUAUAAAGCGUAUGGCUGCGCAUCCUUCACAACCUUUGUACUUGACGGGCGGCGCGGACGGAUCAGUACAACUAUGGGAGUGGGGUCACCCGUCGUGCGUGUGGUCGCCGCGAGCGCCGGGCGCCUUCGCCAAGGUGACGCGGGUGCGGUUCUCCGACUACGGGAACAAGUUCGCAGCGGCGGACGCGGACGGCAACCUCGCCAUGUGGCAGCUGCACCCCGCGCCGCCGCACGCGCACCCGCCCGCACACAACGCGCACGGACAGCCCACCGCGCACGCCUCGCCUAGACCCUUCUUUACUCAUCAAUGUCAUAGUAAAGGAAUAAGCGAUUUCGUUUUCCUCGGUUCCUGUAGUUUAGUUGCCACAGCUGGCCACAGUUCGGAGAGCAAAAAUGUCGCCAUAUGGGACACACUGAUGCCGAUCAAGAAAGCCCUCGUUGUUUACUACUACGCCGUUGGAGCCGCCGACGGAGAUAUCAAGGUGUUCUCACUGGCGACGCACCAGCUGCUGCACACGUUCGCGGGCGAGCACGCGCGCAGCUCCUUCUUCAAGCACAUCGGGCAGGGCGUCACGCAAAUACACAUCGACAACUGCGGGCGCAUGUUCUCGUGCGGCGCGGACGGCACGAUGAAGGUGCGCAAGCUGCCGGAGCGCGACGCGCCGCUGCACCAGCUGCACCAGCCCCACUACUGAACACCAUAGAUGAGAUAGCUGCGGGCGGCAGCGGGGGGCAGCGGGGGCAGCGGGGGGCAGAGGGCGGUAGUGCGACUGUGAUGUAUUCGUUGUUGCUAUGAAAUGCGUAUGUUAGCCGCCAGACUAGUCACUGGCCGGCGCGUUGUAUCAUUAGUGUGUUUGAAACCUAUAUGAAUCUUUAGCUAUAUCUAGUACGAAAUAAUCACUAUUUUUAUCUUAAUGUAUCUUAGAUGAAUUAUAUGAAGAAAUUAUUUAUUCACUAUUAGUAUAAUCCAGUCCCACGGAUGGCCUAAGUAUCGAUGUACACGAUGUGCAAAUACGUACUAAAUGAGAAUAUAGUGCAAUAUCGCUAAACGACUAGAGAAUGUUACAGCUUUAGAUAUUAGCUACAAAUUGAGUCUACGCCACUAAUAUAAAUAAAAUAACGUUAUUCCAAUAUAAAUAAAAAAGUAACUAAUAAUGUAAGAAUACUUACAAAUAUCGAUAUUGAUAUCGAUAUCUUUUUCAAACCUAUCAACGUAUCGAUAAUGAUUGCGUCCUUAAAGUAACAAGUAUCAAAUGCAUUAUGUAAUUUACAAAUGGUAGGAUUUUCGAUGAUAUAAUCUUUCAGAUAUUUAAAAAAAUAUGUUUUAAGUAAAUUUUAUGUUAUAAAACAAGAUGUUUAUUACAUGUUAUUUCACUAUAAUGUAUUUAAUUAAUUUCAUUUAUAUACAGAUGUAAUACUUUCAUCAAUAACCCUAAGGGUUGGGGAUGCCAGGAUUAGUAUAUUUUAAAUGGUAGCGUGACUCAGUUUGUAGCAAUAUAACAAUAUAGACAAGAUGUUAGCCGUUUUAUAUAUUUAGCUUGUGAUGUGAUUACAGACUCGUUAUAUAAACUUGUUGACGCAUAAUAAUUAACAUAUUAUAUUUCAAAUCUAACAUAUAAUGGUCGUGGCUUACGUGUAACGUGUUAGAGUACUUUAUUAAAAAAAUUCUAUCGUCGUUUAACAAUUCGCUUCGUAAUGAAUGCUUGCGUAUCCCCUUUUCUAUUAGACGUAAGUUUCUCCUAUUUAUGUGUGUUGUAUUUGUGUCGGUAAUUGGUCAUUUCGAUUACUUGAUUAAAAGCAAUAUUUUCAAUUUGAUGUUAAUCGAAGUAAUAUAGUAAUUUGUAAUGCGUAUUGUAUGCCCUAAUGAAACAGUAUUAUCGCAAAUUGAUGCGAUUUUGAGAGAACAUAAUUGAUUUAUCGAAUGGAAGAAAAACUUUUACAGCCUGAAUGUUCGUGUGUAGCAAAAUGUAUGAGGUAUAUAAAAUGCCUCGUGGCUAUAUUCCACUAAAAUUACGAUUAUGUUUAUUUAUUUGGUUUUACAUAUUUACUUGUAUGUUUUUAGACUAUUUUAUCUGCGUAACUAUCAAUUCAACGUAUUAUCUUUAAAGUCUGCCUCUAAUACUGAUGUCGGAGAAUGUAUAAAUCAUAGAUAUAUAAUCCAUAGACACCCAAUAUUAACCACAAAUGUCAGGCGAAAAAACACCUACGGAGGCCUUUUGUUAGAGUAAAUUGCUAUAGUGUUGUCAUUUGCAAGACAAAACUCUAUACCACUAGUAGUCUCGAUUGUAAAUCAGUAAAUUGUGAAACUUCUGUGAAACA